AUGGAUCAACUUCUCGCGCUCACCGGCUUGAAGAAGGUGAAGACGAAGGCCAUGGACCUCUACAAGUCGGCUCUUCAAUUCCAGCGCAUGGAUCCGGAGAAGAGGAAGAAGAACGCGCCCAACCUGAACUACUGUUUCAUGGGAAACCCCGGUACCGGGAAGACAACCGUGGCGCGCCUGUUCGCCGCCGUGCUGCACGACUCGGGCUUGCGGAGCAAGAACGUUUUCCAGGAGUGCACCGCCCAAAAGCUCAAGGAUGGUGGCGUGGAUGAGUUUCGGAAGCUGGCUCAAGAAGCAUUGGACGGCGUGAUCUUCAUUGAUGAGGCUUAUGACCUGGAUCCAGCAGGAGACAAGUUCAAGGGCGCACCCAUCGUGAAUGAGCUCGUCACCCUCACCGAGAACGAGCGUGCACGACUCACCUGCAUUCUUGCCGGAUACGAGGAUGACAUGAACUCCAAGAUCUUUGCCUACAACACCGGCCUGAAAAGCCGCUUCACCGAAGUCCACUUCGAAGACUUUGACGAAAAGGAGCUCGCCCAGAUUUGGACUCACAUGCGGUCCCAACGUGGAUGGAGCGAAGAGGAUUCGCGCCUUACUGAUGUUGUCGUGCGAAGAAUGGCGAAGAGUCGUGGAAAGAAAGGCUUCGGCAAUGCCAGAGAGGUGAGAAAGUGCUUGGAAGCGGCGGCAGAAAGCGCGAUGAGCCAUUCAGAUUUCGAUCCUCAAGCCAUGUCACUGCGCUUUGUGGAUGUUGUGGGUGAGGAUCCCAGAUCGAAUCCCAAGCUACAGCGUGUCCGCGAAGAAAUCGAACGGAAGACCGGUUGGAGAAAGAUCAAGAAAACCAUUGACGAGUUGAUCACCAUAUGUGGGACCAACUAUCACAAGGAGCUGAACGGCGAGAAGCCACUUCCCGUGUUCUUGAACCGCAUGUUCCUUGGGAAUCCCGGCACGGGCAAGACGACGUGUGCAAAGCUCUAUGGAGAGCUGCUGAAGAACUUGGGCUUUCUUAGCUCCGGAGAUGUGGUCUUCAAGACAGCUGGCGAUCUCGGGGGCUCGGUGGUCGGUGAAGCCCAGCAGAAGGUCCUCAGUGUGCUACAAUCUGCUGCCGGGAAGGUUCUAGUAAUCGACGAGGCGUACAACCUCAAUGACGGCUUGUAUGGAAAGCAGGUGCUGGAUGUCCUUGUAGAGAAGAUCCAGGGUGGUGACAACGACGACAUCGCGGUGUUACUCCUUGGAUACGAGGACCAGAUGCUAUCCAUGCAACGGGAGCAAAAUCCAGGGCUUGCACGCCGCUUCCCUCCGGAACAAGCGUUCUAUUUCGAGGACUACACAGAUCAGGAGCUCAUGGACAUUCUGCGCAACCAUUGCCGCAGCGAGGGUGUGAAGCCCUCCCUGGAUUUCCAAGAGAAGGCGAAGAGGAAGCUUGAUAUGCUUCGCCGAAGCGAGUCCCACUUUGGCAAUGCUGGUGCUGUGAUGAACCUCGUGAAGGCAGCCAUGCUGAAGGCUUCCUCUCGUGGCCAAGGAGAGGGCCCCUUAUGCUUGGAGGCAUCGGACAUCGACAUCGGACCCGAAGCUGAAAACCAAAAGGACCCUUUCGCCCCUCUUGAGAAGCUCUAUCGGAUGGAAGGAAUCAGGCAAAAGCUACAGCAGCUCAGCAAUGCCUUCUCUGUGGCAUCGGAGGAGGGGGAUGAAGCUCCUGAACUCGGCCACUUCGUGUUUACCGGUGCGCCUGGCACCGGCAAAACGACGGUGGCUCGGGUGAUGGCGCAGAUUCUCUUCCAGCUCCGACUCCUAGCGAAGGAUCGUGUGCAAGAAACAUCGGGCCUGAACCUGACGGGAGAGUACCUUGGCCAGACCAAGAAGAAAGUGGAGGAGCAGCUCGAGGCUGCAAAGGGAGGAGUUCUCUUCAUCGAUGAGGCUUACGAACUCGGCAAGGGCCUUUACGGUCAGGAAGCAUGCACCGCCAUCGUUGCGGCGAUGACGGACCCAAAGUAUGCAGGUGUGGUGAUUAUCAUUGCCGGCUACCCGGGUGACAUCAACGCCAUGCUGGACACCAACCCGGGCCUCAAGAGUCGAUUCACACAUUUCUUCGAGUUCCCCGACUGGACGGCCGGCGACUGCCUCGAUCUGAUCCAAAAGCGCGCAGCGAGCGGCAGCUUUGGCUUGGCCCCGGAGGCAGUCACAGUGCUUCAGGAAGGCUUCGAAGCGCUUCGUGGCUUGGACGGAUGGGGCAACGCGCGCGACGUGGACAAGGUCUGGAAGGAGUGUCUCCAGCAGCGGGCCGACCGGGUGGUGAAAAAGCCCGAAGGUGCCGAGUACGUUCGGCCGGCAAUCCAAAAGCUCUUGGCAGCUCGCGGCCCCAAGGCAGCUCCCACAGUCCCCAGCUUCCCAGGGGAUGCCCGUUGCGAGAUGCCAUCUCAAGCCCAGGAGAAACCGGUGCAGAGCCAGAAGCAGGCCCAGCGCGAAGAGGAAGCUCCUGCCGAAGCACCCGGCCCAGCUGACGUCGACGAGAGGGAUCCAGGAGUCAGUGACGAAGAUUGGCAGGAACUGCAGAGGGCCAAGGAGGCUUAUGCACAGGAGGAAGAGCGUGUGGCCCGGGAGCUGCACGAGCUCGAG
Symbiodinium necroappetens is the source of this 2613-nucleotide messenger RNA. Lineage: Eukaryota; Dinophyceae; Suessiales; Symbiodiniaceae. The record is from the annotation of a GenBank genome assembly.